AUGCCCUCUAAACUGGAAGAGUCGUACAUAGGUACAUGUGCAAAAGAAAUAAAAAACGAUCUAAAUGUGGAUGAAAAAAUGCAAAUGGAAAAAAAGUGUUCCCUAUUUUGGAAGUGUGAUUAUAAUUGUGUCCAAGAUUUUGAAAAUUACGUUUGUCCCAUCGAUUGGGUUAUGGAGAGGGAAGAACAGGAUGGUUAUUGUAGAUCCCCGGAUAGCUAUACAGGAAAAUGCAUACGAAAAAUAAAAUUUACUACUAUGAGCAGUAAGGAGAAGGCUAUUUACUCUAACUUGUGUGAUAUGAGAUGGCCAUGCAAAAAAAAAUGUGCUCAUGAUUACUCCGUUUUGUGUCCAAAGGGGUGGAUCGAAGGGGCAGAUGGAUAUUGCUUCGCCACAAGUAGCUACUCUGGAAAUUGCGAGAAAAAAAUUUACCUAAAGCACCUUGAUGAAGUGAUGAAACAGACAUACGAACAUAAGUGCCAAUUCAAUUAUCCAUGUGUUGAUUCGUGCGAAAAGAAUUACAGUGAUGUUUGUCCCAAUUUGUGGAUCCCCGUGAGCGAGAAGGAAUGCGCCCCCUCUGAAAAUUACAACGGUAGAUGUAGACAUAACUACAUUUUCAAAAGCAACAUUAUGGAGGAGGAAAAAAAAAACUUUGAAAAAAUGUGUCAUGUGUCCUACCCCUGUGUUAAGGAUUGUAAAAGAGAUUACUCCUUUAACUGCCCCAUUGGGUGGAAAGAAACGUUGAGCUUUUGCUUGGCUCCCACGUCGUAUCGAUACAGUUGUGAAAAGAUGAUGCGGAAAAAUAUGAGCGAGAGGGAAAAAAUCCAAGUUAGCGCCAAGUGCCUCGUCUUUUGGCCCUGCUCCAACUACGAAGUUCUCCUGAAGAACCUCCUGCACAGCAACAUCUCGCCGGCGGACUACUUCUCCGUCGUCAAUGGGCCCGUGGACGACGCCACCGGGGCGGUUAAGCGGGGAGGCGGUUAA
Molecule: messenger RNA, 981 nt
Organism: Plasmodium cynomolgi strain B
Lineage: Eukaryota; Apicomplexa; Aconoidasida; Haemosporida; Plasmodiidae
Exons: 2
Coding region: 1-981 (326 amino acids)
Source: RefSeq, a predicted model, not a curated record